AUGGAUUUGUCGGAUUUUGAAGACAGCAAUGGGGGAGAAUCAGGUUGGACAAUGUACUUAGACCAUUCGUCUUCUGUUUCAUUGCAACAUUUUGAUGAUCACAAUGGGGAAACAAAACAAGAACAUGAUGAAGAUUCUUCAAUGGUGUCGGAUGCAUCUUCCGGGCCUCCAUAUUACUGCGAAGAGGCCGUCCCUGAAGAUCAUCUCCAACAAAACACGCAAUAUUGGUGCAAAAGCAAGAACAAGAACAAGAACAAGAACAAGAAGAAGGUUCACGAAGAACAAGGAUAUAGGAGAUUCAACUCUUGCCUUGAUGACACAGCUAGUUCAUUGGGAAAACUUAACUCGGGCCUCCUACAACAAGCUUUCCCAGUUGAGAAAUUAGCAUUGGAUCAUCAAGGUUAA
This is a messenger RNA of Microthlaspi erraticum, 405 nucleotides long. The record is from the annotation of a GenBank genome assembly. NCBI's taxonomy places the organism in Eukaryota, Viridiplantae, Streptophyta, Magnoliopsida, Brassicales, Brassicaceae.